AUGGGAAUUCCGUACAGGCGUCUGGAUUCGUCUAGGCGCGAGAUUCGCCUGCUCGAAAUCCAGGCGACGCACAAUCCCAACGAUCCGGUUCAGGCCCGUCUUGUCCAUGUUCGUCUGACUGACGAUUUGGAGUUCAUCGCCCUCUCGUCGCUGUACGGCGACUCCACCGAGACAGACAAAAUCUUCGUUGGCGGCCAGCCCGUCACCCUCACCGCCCAUCUCACCCAGGCGCUCAAGAAUGUGCGCACCGUUCUCUACCCGACACUUACGCAGCGCUUUCAAUGCACAUCGCCGCGCCGGCCGCAGUCGGGCGCGCCGCGAUGGCUGAGGCAGCUGUUCGGCCUGGGCUCGUCCUCCAAGGGGGCGGACGACGCGAACUGGGCGCUGCGCAUCUGGUGCGACUUUCUGUGCGUGAACCCCCGCGACGAGUAUGAGAAGUCGCGCGUCCACGCAGACAUGAAGACGAUCUACAAGGCCGCGGCGUUGGUCGUCGGCUGGGUAGGUGAGGCGGUGGAGCACACAGACGCGGGUCUCGCGAUGGUUGCAGAAAUCGACGAAGUCAUGCCGCGUACGUGGGGAGACCCGGGCGACGCAGAGAAGAACCCUCACAACUACUCGCCACAACACGAAUGGAUCAAGAAGAUUGCCUGGAUUUGGACGCCGCCGACCGACGGCUCGGACCCGGACAAGGCGCCUCACUGGGUCGGCGCCACGGACUUUGUCCUCCGUCAGUAUUUCCAGCGCCGCUGGAUCCUCGAAGAAAUUUCCUCAGCCCGUUUCCCGACAUUUUUAGUCGGCGACAUCAUUGUCACGUGGAAGCAGAUGCUUCGCCUGAACCGUCUGAUUGACGAAUUCAGAUACAAGCCAUCCAACGUGUUCCCCCUGGAAUUGAGAGACAAGAUGGCAGAGCUGCCUUUGGAGACCACGUACAAGCUGCUUGACGAGUACGACAAGCGCAAGACGUUGGAGGAAUCCAAGAUUCUUAAGGAUUAUGCCGAGAGCAGCAGGACGACCUCCUCAUCGAGGUCCACGGAUGACGGCCCCAAAAAAUGA
Messenger RNA from Colletotrichum chrysophilum, 1053 nucleotides. RefSeq lists its product as uncharacterized. Bases 1 to 1053 code for a protein of 350 amino acids. NCBI's taxonomy places the organism in Eukaryota, Fungi, Ascomycota, Sordariomycetes, Glomerellales, Glomerellaceae. The record is from RefSeq and is a predicted model, not a curated record. The transcript is spliced from 2 exons.